Lampris incognitus (smalleye Pacific opah) is the source of this 9258-nucleotide messenger RNA. It is a transcript of the gene akap6, whose product is annotated as A kinase (PRKA) anchor protein 6. The record is from RefSeq and is a predicted model, not a curated record. NCBI's taxonomy places the organism in Eukaryota, Metazoa, Chordata, Actinopteri, Lampriformes, Lampridae. The coding region runs from base 1 to 9258 and encodes 3085 amino acids. The transcript has 26 exons.
AUGGAUCCCUCCUCAUCCUCACCUCCCCUCAUCACUGCAGUGGAGGAGCAGCCUCAGGACCAGGCCUCCGCCCCGGGAUCCGGCUCCAACCCCACCUCCUUGUGUGGAGGAGGACUGCAUCUGGGGAGGGAACCCUCCAGGAGGUGCAGGAAGCCACCCCCGCUGCACAGCGGAGCAGACUGGAAGGUGGUGCUCCACCUGCCGGAGAUCGAGACGUGGCUAAGAGCCACCAGCGACCGAGUCGCACAACUUACACACUCCGUCAGCCAAGACGCCGCCAGCAGACAUGUGGACGUGCACCUGGUACAACUCAAGGACAUCUGUGAGGACAUCUCGGACCACGUGGAGCAGAUCCACGCCCUGCUAGAAACCGAGUUCUCCCUGAAACUGCUGUCUUACUCGGUUAACAUCAUAGUCGACAUCAGGACAGUCCAGUUACUGUGGCACCAGCUGAGAGUGUCGGUUCUGGUUCUGAAGGAGCGCAUGCUGCAGGGACUGCAGGACUCCAAUGGAAACUACACUAGACAGACAGACAUACUGCAGGCCUUCUCACAAGACCAGCAUCAGACUCGUCUAGACGCUCUGACUGAGGUGGACGACUGCGGUCAGCUGACCAUCCGCUGCAGUCAGGAUUACUUCUCCCUUGACUGCGGCAUCACCGCCUACGAGCUGAGCGACUACAGUCCUGGGGACGAUCCCGAGGGCCCCGGGCCAAACAAGCACACACCUCAGCUCCAGCAAGACGUGGACCUCCUGACCACCGCAGCCUCACAACAGGACGUAAACGAAGGGUCGGGGCAAAGAGACACGACUGAUAUGCCCAGUGACGACCACUCUGCACCAAAAGAACCCACAAUGCAAUGUGGCAGUUCCAGCCAGGGUGAGGGCCUUGUGACCAAACGUCCACUGCAGGAGGGAAACCUCAGCAUCGGCAUGGCCCCGACUGAAGCCUCUCUCCCCAAGAGAGCGGCCUUCCUCUCUGACGGAGGAGGGACUUACGGAGACAUGGGGGGAGGUACUGAACUGGGUAGCCUGUCCUCAGGGCUCUUGUCGCAGACUGAACUGGGCCAGAGCACCCCUUCCCUCCUGGACCCUCUGGAUCGGACCAAGUUUUGGCUGGAACUGGAAUCUGAGUAUCCAGAGGGAGUUUCCCAGUCCUGUGAGAAUCAGCAGGUCAUGAAUGGAUGCAACCCCCAAAUAAGCCCCAGCGGCUCCAGAGAAGGCGGAGGAGGUCCGGAGGGGAGCGUCCAAGGGUCUCUCUCCAUCAAGAAGAGCUCAUCUGCUGCGAGAUCACCUGCCAUAGGCCCCUCGCCUCCUCACAACAACACCUCCACACAAAUGGAGACCAGCCAUGCUGAGACACAAGCUUGCAGUGAGGGCGAGUCUGACUCCUCCGUGCCCUCCCCCAUGAGGGAACAGCUCCUCUCUUCAGACCUGGAGGCAUCCGGGGAGGACUCGGACCCUCGGCCUCUACCGGACAAACCAGCGGUCUGGAUUGUGAAACGCCGGGGCCAAAAGGAGGCGGCCCGGGUGUCGGCCAGGUCCAGUCCAGACAGGGAGCACUGGUUCGGCUCCGAGGAGUUCCUGGCCCUCCCUGCUCAGCUUCACCAGACGGAGAUGUUGGCGAUGAAACUGGAAAGUCUGGCUCAGACAUUCCCUGUGGUCAGUGAAGAGCCUUUGCAGGAUGUGGACGACUGGGAGCUGACGGAGCUCAACCCAGACUGGGAGCUGGGGGCGAGUGGGGCAAGCGAGAACAACGUGGAGGAGAGUGGGGAGGAGAAUCCCUCUCCUCUCAUGCAACACCCUCACGGACAGGUUUUUCACUGCUUCUCCACCUCCUCGAGUGACAUCGCACCCUCAUUGGAUGAGAGCAUUGAGUCCGGCCCACUGAGCGACCUGCAGUCUGAGGACGAGGGGCGUCGCUCCGCAGAUCGGACAGGACUACAGCUUACAGCACCCCCAGUGGAUGGACGGGGAGGUGCAAUUCUGGUCCAACAGCUGCUGGAAGACAUCCAGCAACAAGAUGGAGACCCUGACAUCUGGAAAAAAAUAGAGUGUUUUGUGUCUCAGCUGGAUUCCUUCAUCGUGUGGUUGCAGAGCGCUCUGGACAGCACAGAUAACUGGACACAACCCCGACAUGACCUGGACAGCCUGAGAAUCUACCUGGAGACACACCUGAGUUUUAAGCUGAACGUGGACAGCCAAAGUGUGCUGAAGGAGAGCAUUUUGGAGGAAGGAAGAGCACUGCUGGAAGUCAUUACUUCCCACAAAUCAGGUCUGAGGGACAUCCUCCAGAUGGUUUCCAGCCAAUGGGAGCAGCUUCAGAGGCAGAUCCGGCGCCAACAUGGCUGGAUGCUCCUCGCCCUCCGCUCCAUCCAGGCCCGUAUCUUGGAUGGCCAAUCCCACAAAGCGAUGCUGAGAUCUGACAACCCAUCAGCCAAUCAGCAGGCUCUGUGCCCAGAGGAGGGCUCCAAGCUGAUCAUCACGGGGAGGCCGCCGUCACAACACAGGCGGCUGCAGCAAAUGGAGGAAGUUGGGCAGACAGGACUCCCAGCUCGUGUGCAGAGGAACCCAGAGGUUCAGACAGGACUCCUAGCUCGUGUGCAGAGGAACCCAGAAGUUCAGACAGGACUCCCAGCUCGUGUGCAGAGGAACCCAGAGGUUCAGACAGGACUCCCAGCUCGUGUGCAGAGGAACCCAGAGGUUCAGACAGGACUCCCAGCUCGUGUGCAGAGGAACCCAGAAGUUCAGACAGGACUCCCAGCUCGUGUACAGAGGAACCCAGAGGUUCAGACAGGACUCCCAGCUCGUGUACAGAGGAACCCAGAGGUUCAGACAGGAUUCCCAGCUCGUGUGCAGAGGAACCCAGAGGUUCAGACAGGACUCACAGCUCGUGUGCAGAGGAACCCAGAGGUUCAGACAGGACUCCCAGCUCGUGUGCAGAGGAAGCCAGAGGUUCAGACAGGACUCCCAGCUCGUGUGCAGAGGAACCCAGAAGUUCAGACAGGACUCCCAGCUCUUUUACAGAGGAACCCAGAGGUUCAGACAGGACUCCCAGCUCGUGUACAGAGGAACCCAGAGGUUCAGACAGGACUCCCAGCUCGUGUACAGAGGAACCCAGAGGUUCAGACAGGACUCACAGCUCGUGUGCAGAGGAACCCAGAGGUUCAGACAGGACUCCCAGCUGGUGUGCAGAGGAACCCAGAGGUUCAGACAGGACUCCCAGCUGGUGUGCAGAGGAACCCAGAGGUUCAGACAGGACUCCCAUCUUGUGUGCAGAGGAACCCAGAGGUUCAGACAGGACUCCCAGCUCGUGUGCAGAGGAACCCAGAGGUUCAGACAGGACUCACAGCUCGUGUGAGGAACCCAGAGGUUCAGAAAGGACUCCCAGCUCAUGUGCAGAGGAACCCAGAGGUUCAGACAGGACUCGCAGCUCGUGUGCAGAGGAACCCAGAGGUUCAGACAGGACUCGCAGCUCGUGUGAGGAACCCAGAGGUUCAGACAGGACUCCCAGCUCGUGUGCAGAGGAACCCAGAGGUUCAGACAGGAUUCCCAGCUCGUGUGCAGAGGAACCCAGAGGUUCAGACAGGACUCCCAGCUCGUGUGCAGAGGAACCCAGAGGUUCAGACAGGACUCCCAGCUCGUGUGCAGAGGAACCCAGAGGUUCAGACAGGACUCCCAGCUGGUGUGCAGAGGAACCCAGAAGUUCAGACAGGACUCCCAGCUCUUUUACAGAGGAACCCAGAGGUUCAGACAGGACUCCCAGCUCGUGUACAGAGGAACCCAGAGGUUCAGACAGGACUCCCAGCUCGUGUACAGAGGAACCCAGAGGUUCAGACAGGACUCACAGCUCGUGUGCAGAGGAACCCAGAGGUUCAGACAGGACUCCCAGCUGGUGUGCAGAGGAACCCAGAGGUUCAGACAGGACUCCCAGCUCGUGUGCAGAGGAACCCAGAGGUUCAGACAGGACUCCCAGCUCGUGUGCAGAGGAACUCAGAGGUUCAGACAGGACUCCCAGCUCGUGUGCAGAGGAACUCAGAGGUUCAGACAGGACUCCCAGCUCGUGUGCAGAGGAACUCAGAGGUUCCACCUGUUUCUUCUGCUAAUGACCCUGGUGAGGUGGAGGCCCACAGAGACGUCUUGGAACAGAUGGUGAUAAAACUGACCGGCCUUCACUACGCGUCUCCCCCUCGCAGGAUACACUACCACCACCUGAGCAGAAACAACAGCCUGCAGGAGUUUGAGACGGAAUACCAGGAGCUCUGGGAUUGGCUGAUGGAGUUGGAUGCCGUGGUGACAGACAGUCACCAGCUGAUGAUGUCAGAGGAACAGAGGCAACACCUGUACAAGGGUUCUGCUGUGGAGUUGUCUUUGAUGCAGUGGAGGAGGUUCAGUCUCCUUGGUUGGGCCGAGUCACUGAGGAGAAGUCCUACAACGCUGCCGGAGGACUUCGACCAGAAAAUACACACCCUGAACCAGAGAUGGACACAACUAGAGAAAACCCUCGGUAAUCAUUCAGGAACAAGCCCCUCCCAUCCUGACUCGCCGCCAUCGUCUUCAGCAGCGUCCAGACCUCUGCUGGCAGGCAGUGGCGGUGGUAGCGAGGACACCCGGUCGGCCCUGUCGCCCGUCACCACCUCCCUGCUGGAGCAGCUGGAGACUCGCAUCAAGGAGUUGAAGGCUUGGCUGAGAGAGACCGAGCUCCUCAUCUUCAACUCCUGUCUGAGAAACCAGCAGGAGGUCCACACACAGCUCCACAGCUUCAAGUCUCUGUGUAUGGAGGUGCGAGGCAGACGCAGAGCGGUGUCCUCCGUCCUCAGACUCUGUCAGAAGCUGUUGCAACAAAGCCACCGCAGUAUGAUGGGCCCCCUGGCGGAGGUAGGCUCUGAGGCGGAGCAGCACCGUGAGGCCCUCCAGCUGCUGUCAGUGAAUCUGGAGAGAAGGUGGGAGGCCAUCGUGAUGCAGGCGAUUCAGUGGCAGAACAGACUGAAGAGAGAACUGGGAGAACGACAGGUGCCUAAAAGCCUUCUGGAUCCAAAUCUCAUGGACCUCCACCAGGACAGCCCAGUCUCAGCCAGCCAGGCAGCACCAGAUGACUCCUGGGAGUGGGACGAGAUGGACAUGACAAUCGCAGAGCCCGAACAGCUGGACAUGACAGAACCAGACCUCACACACAACCUCCCCACAGGACUGAACCCAGACUCAGACAGGAUUCUGCCCAGUGUGGAUCAGUCCAACCGGAUUUCAACCAAUAGAAUUCAGUCUCACGAGAUCUUGUCCAAUAGGGCGUGGUCAGACUCAGAGGAUCAGAACCUAUCAGUCCAGUCAGAUCAGCCCGUGGUGACCUCUCACAGGCCCCAAAACAACAACGUUUACCAGGUCUACAGCCUCCAUAAUGUUGAAUUAUACAGACAGCCUCAGUUUCUCAUGGAGAAGAAGAAUGUUUCCUCCUCCCCAGUGAACCCCAAAGCAGGAAACAGGAAACAUCAGAUCCUGCUGAAGAGCCUGAGUAAAGACUCCACUUUUUCCUCCAUGGAGUCCCUCCCAGACCUCCUGGGGGGGUUGGUGCUGAGCAGCCAGGGUAGACGAGGAGGAGGAGGUAGGAGAAGCAGCGAUUCGAGGAGCGGUCGGCGGUCUGAGAGCGAGAGUGGAAUCAUGAGCGACAUGGGAGAUAUGGAGAUGACACCAAACUCUGAGAUCCAGGGAGAGGAGGAAGUCCAGGAGGAGGUGAGAAGAGGAGGUGAAAGCAGGAGAAUGGAUGCCAAGAGAGUGGAGGAGAAAAGAAGGAGGCAGAGGAGAGGAGGAGGCGAGGCUGUGGAGAUCCUUAUAAAUGGCCAUGGAAUCCUUACACCUGCUGACUCUGACUCAGACCACGAGGCGGACGGUCACCGCCCAGCAUCCUCCACUUUCUUGAUCACCCACAGUGACAUCACUGUGUUCAAAGGUCACCAGCACAAUUUGGAGACACCUCCCCAACUCAGCCGCCAGUCACCGACCCCGCUGUUAUCUCAGGGUUCCUCCUUGGAGUCUCUGCUUGCCCUGAGUGAAGAGUUAUUCCCCUCCCCCAAAGACCCUCUGCAGCGUAGUGCCUCCCUGGAAAGCUGCUUGGCCAUGUGUCGCAGCACAGGUGGAGAGACCGGCGGCAGUCUGGCCAGCCUUGGGGAGCCAGAGCAGUUGGAGGGCGGUGAGAAGGAGCGGGAGGAAAUGGGACUAAAGAAGAACAGGCAAAAAGGAGAAACUUCCUCAGGGGAGCUGAGCCGCAGAACCUUGGAGCUCCUGAAAUGUCUGGAGAACAUCCAGACUCCACCAGCGAUGAAGAUGACCCGCAGUGUUUCUGACAUGGCAAUUCGCAGCACCUUGCCUCAACGGAGCUGGCUACCUAACUCGCCAUCCCUUGGUGGUCGAGUCACUCCGCUCUGUGGUCUCCGGAAAGGACCACCAUCUUUGAUCAAUGAGAGCUCAGCAACAGCAUCUCUAACAGAGCUGAGUAGCGCGGAAGACUCGUCUCUGGCAUCCGAAGAUAUUGCUGCGCUCAAAAAUCACCGGCGUCUCUGCCUUGUCCCUGCCGUUGCAGCAUUGAAUGCCAACUCAUGUUCUUUACGGAAGCAUUGCCAUGGCAACAACCGAGGCCAGGUAGCAGAGGAAGCAGAUGCAGCAAGCUUGAGCAUGGUGGUGAAUGUGUCGUGCACAUCAGCGUGCACAGAUGAGGAUGAGGAUGACAGCGAUCUCCUCUCCUCCUCCACACUCACACUCACAGAGGAAGAGCUGGGCAUUCGAGACGAAGGGGAGGAGGAAGAGGAGGAAAGGCUCAGCAGCACCUCCUCUGGUGAUGAAGAUGAAGAUGAGGAGGACGAGAUGGAGGGGUCUUAUGUGCUGGGGCUGGAAUACAUGAAGAGGGAGUUGCAAAGUUGGCUCAGACCUCCUCGCAAUGCCUUCUCAACCUCCUCUAAAACUGAGGCAGGUCUCCGGGACGAGCUACAGUGUGGGACCUCCCUUUCCACCUCCUUGCCUGCCUCCUCCUCCUUAGCUUUCAACACCUCCUCUCACAACAAGGAACAGACUGAGCAGGAGAAGCAGGAGAACAGGAGGAAUGCCACAAAGAGCUACAUCAGCCAGUUUGUGGAUGACAUGGAGAACGGAAAUGUGGAACAGAGCAGUUUGAAGGGGAAGGAUGAAGAUGACGAGCUCCUCCGUGAGGAAUCUGGUCUGUUCACCAAGAAAGGAGAGUCGUUUCGAGAAUUCUAUGUAUCCGCCAAAACAGGCGAGUCGGUUUGGGGUGUCAACAGCUUGACAAGGAACAGUGAACCGAACACAACAAAGACAAAGACCCUCUCUUCCUCCACAUCCUGUGAGCUCCUCCCAUUCCCAGCUACACAAGCAUCAUCAUUGGUGGGUCAGCUGAAAGGGGAGUUACCCUGUCACAGCUCCGCCCUUCCCUCCCCUCCCACCCUCUCCCCAUUAGAAGACUGCACAUCCCAGAAAACACAGCGUGGCUGCAGGCCUGCAGCAGGCGGGCGGAAAGCCAUCACCAUUCAGGAAAACUUUGCGUUCUCAUCUUUAGUGAAGGAGGAGAGUAAGAGAGAGGUGAGAAGCAAAGAAUCAUCCCUUGCUCCCAAAAAGCAACACAAACGUCACUCCUCCUGCUGCAGCCAACACCCCUCUUCAUCUUCCUCGUUUUCAUCUUUCAAGUCAUGCAACGGAGAGGAGGGGAAAAAAGAAAAUGUUCACAGUUUCGUAAUGGAGAUUAUUGAUAUGACCUCAGUGGUGCUGAGGAAUAAAGAGAACCAGAACCAAUGUGAGGAACCAUGCCAGGGAGAAAAGAACAGUUCUACUACAGACCAAGAACCUGCAUCACUGGCACAGAUUAAAGACAAGGUUCUUGAACACUCCCACCGACCCAUCCAACUACGGAAAGGAGACUUCUACUCUUACCUGUCUCUCUCCUCUCAUGACAGCGACUGCGGUGAGGUCAGCCAGUGUUCUGAAGACAAAACCAUUGCUCCUGAGGGGCUCUCAUCAUACAGCACCUCCACACAGGACCUCCACAGCUUCAGCCCCAUGAUGUCUACAAGUCCCAAACCAUCAACCUCCUCCAGACCCUCAACUCCUGGCCCAGACUCCAACAAAGACGUUUGUAGUUUUGACCUCGGGUCUUUUGACAGACAGUUUAAUGUGAACAACAGCCUUGAAAAUCCUCUUGAGGGACAUUCCAGCUCCAACCCCACCAUGCCCCUCAGCCCAGACAUGAGGGAUGAGGAGACGCUGUUCUCAGCCUGUACAGAGGAGGUUUACCUUGGACCGCCUCUGUGCUACAGCAUAGCACUCACCAAGACGCCCACAAGUUUCAGUCCCAAAGAGGAGAAUCUCGGAUACCAGGAGCCUGAAAUGUCAGAUCAAAAGACUGGUUCAAAACUGGAUGAAAAUUUUGGAUAUUUGUCUCAGGAGUUGUGGGAUUACCAACAAAAUUACAGCCCUGGUUACUUGUUGACUGCCACGGAGUCACACUCAGAGCUAGAAAAGGAUGUCCGACAUCUCUCAGGGGGCAUUCCCACACUGAAAAACGAGGAAACACCUCUCAUUUCAAAUUCCCAAGGGACAUGUUCCAUUUCUACCCCCACCUCUACAUUCUCCUCACCCUCAGAGAACUUUGCCUCCUCUCUGGACGGGCCCAGUACCAAACCAGAGUACAACAAACCUCCCCCACCACGUUUUCUGUCCUCUGGACCAGAGAGAAAGAAGGGAGAUGAGACGCCAUACUUCCAUUGGGAUGUUGCUCGGGGCGAAGUUACAGAUGCCACGAGCAGGAACACGCAAGAGGAGGAAGUGAGGAGUCAUAAUGAGGGGACCGCUUAUCUUAAUCCCCGGGUGCGCGUCGCCCUGAUAGACCGCUCUGCCAGCGAAUGUUUGGCAGAUACUAAAAGGCUUGAAUCCAAUAUGGGUGCGGUAAUGACCAAGAUAAGUGUCUGCACCUCUGCUACAAAUCCCUCCAAAGAGACGGGCUCCUCCGCCACGCACAUUAAUCCCAAAAUUAACCGCUCUGCGAUGAAAGGGGGAGAUAGAGAGGAGGAGGAGUGCGGAGGAGUGGUGGAUACUCGGGGGAUGAAGCAUGAGAAGGGAAGGAGAGGAUGGGCCAGUACACAGCAGGAAGCAAAGGCGACGGUGGCAAAACAGGUUAGAACUCCAACUAUUAGUCUGAUCCCGUAUCUCCUAAAAUUAGACAUGGCCCAGACAGCCCCUUCACCUCUGCUGUCCAGGUAA